GGUGGCGGGUCUUGGUUUGCGGAAGGGGCUGGAGUCGCUGCUUCUCGGUGACCGGCGCGUGGCCCGGCCAAUCCUGCCGCCGCCACCCACCCGCAACCGCGUCCGUUGACGGUCGGGUCCUUGGUCGCCGGGUCCUUGCGGGGCACCACAGAGCGGGGUGGCGUCCGCUCCCUCGAGUCCUCGGUGCCAGGGAAUUCACCGCUCACCACCCCCUGCCCCGCCUUGGGUCCUGCUCGGGGACCAAACCACUGGAAGGCAGUGGCGGGAAACGGGCGCCUGUGCCGGAGAUAAUCCUGAUGUAAACCAUUGACAUAGCCAGAAAAUCACCAGGCUGGAUUUUCCAAACUCAGCUUCAUAACCUAUUCUGUUUGAGGGAACAUGAGCCAUUUGCAGAGCUUAUUGUUAGACACCCUCUUGGGAACCAAGCAUGUGGACAGUGCAGCCCUCAUCAAAAUCCAGGAGCGGAGCUUGUGUGUAGCAUCACCAGGUUUCAAUGUAACGCCCAGUGAUGUCCGAACACUGGUGAAUGGAUUUGCCAAGAACCCUUUGCAAGCCCGAAGAGAAGGACUGUAUUUCAAGGGAAAAGAUUACAGAUGUGUCCGGGCAGAUGAAUAUUCUCUUUAUGCCAAAAAUGAGAACACUGGUGUGGUUGUUGUGAAGACCCAUCUAUAUCUUCUGGUGGCAACUUACACUGAGGGCAUGUAUCCUAGCAUCUGUGUGGAAGCCACAGAGAGCCUGGGAGACUACCUAAGAAAAAAAGGAAGUUAAGUCAUCAGAGGCCCAUGAAAGACACUUUUAUUAUUUUAGAAGAAAAUUGAAGAGCCUAAAGAAAAAAUAUUUUAUGGUUGAAAAAACACUAGACAGAAGGCACUAAAAAAGAAGAAUGAAUUAAGGGAGCAAUUUUUAUUACUUCCAGAGAUCCUCUUCUUUCACUGGAAUUACUUGAUCAACUGUUUUUUAAUAAGUGUUGGUCGUCGGCAUGGAAUGAGAGAGCACUGAUCAUUUCACAGAGCAUAUCUAUUGGGAGGCUCCUUUCUGUGAGGCUCUUGUACUCCUACACACCUUGCUAAGUAUGCCAAGAAUGCAAGGCUCUCACCACUCUUUAUCCAAGACAUUUCUCAGGGUUAGGUUGCAGCAAGCAACCUUGAAAAAUGAAGGGAUGUCUACCAUCAGGACAGAGAGCAAGCUUGCUUACUGUUUGCUAUAAAAGCAGUGGAGUCCCUGAGCUCAGUGUUACCCCUCCUGUAAUACAACUCCCUGCAUGUGUGACAUCUAUCUGGCUCACAUCACCCCUGUGAGACUUGGGAGAAGGGAUUGCAAAGGCCAUUCAACAAUGGACCACUAGUCAAGGUAUUCAAUGGACAUUUCACACUCCCAUUUGCAGGUAUCUGGUAUCAUUUUGAACAUUGGAAAGGCCUUCUCAAAAAUCAACUCAAAAAGAUUUCUGACUCUAACCCUAACUCUCACUGCACACCUUAGUAAGGCAGUAUGGUCACUAAAUGCACCCUUCCCCAGAAAGAGUUCAUCUCCUCUUGGUCUCCUAGGUGAUAAUCUGGACCAUAAGGGUGGAGAGCUAUAGAACCUAUUUUGAAAAUUCAAGAUUCUACACUGA
Messenger RNA from Pan troglodytes (chimpanzee), 1612 nucleotides. RefSeq names its product profilin family member 4 (gene PFN4). The record is from RefSeq and is a predicted model, not a curated record. Gene Ontology annotation, cellular component: cell cortex. The transcript has 6 exons. The coding region runs from base 379 to 768 and encodes 129 amino acids. Gene Ontology annotation, molecular function: actin monomer binding. NCBI's taxonomy places the organism in Eukaryota, Metazoa, Chordata, Mammalia, Primates, Hominidae.